UAUCGUUAAUUUUUGGCGUAUUUGCUUAUUUCAGUUCUUCAAACAUGUUGGCUGUUCUAUGUAUCACCAACUUUGCUAAAUAUAUUUUUCAUGGAGAAUAUUCAGAUUCAACGUGUCCCGGGGAUUCCACAUUAUUCAUAGAUUUCUUCGGAAGCAAUAGCAAGUGUAUGCUCAAGUGUUCAAAUACUCCAUUGUGUUAUGGUGUAUUUAUUGAGCUUGGGCUCUGCGUUGGUUGCAGUGAACGAUUUAUCGCAAAAGAUAACUAUAGUUUUCCUGGAUUUUUCAAUUUGUAUUUCAGGCGUCAAACGUAUAUUAAAGUAGAAGAAAGAAUGGAUUGGGACGAAUCGAAGAGACAUUGUGAAGGCCUUGGUGGAUAUUUGGCAGAUAUAAAAUCAAUGGAGGAGGAGAUGUAUAUAGUUGACCACUUUCCACCAAGCGAUCGGGAAGAAAUAUGGAUCGGAUCAACAGAUUUAGAAAAUGAAGACAUCUUUCUAUGGACGGAUGGAUCUAAAUUGGCCGAUUACUACACUAACUGGGCAGAAAAUGAGCCGGAUGAAGUACAGAAUGACCAUUGUGUUACCAUAUCAAAUCGUGAUAUGAAAAUUGGAUGGCGCGAUUCGUAUUGUGGUUCAUCCUUUGCCAGCCUAUGCGAGUUUGAAUGAGUUU
Molecule: messenger RNA, 666 nt
Organism: Ruditapes philippinarum (Manila clam)
Lineage: Eukaryota; Metazoa; Mollusca; Bivalvia; Venerida; Veneridae
Product: C-type lectin lectoxin-Phi2-like
Exons: 4
Coding region: 45-662 (205 amino acids)
Source: RefSeq, a predicted model, not a curated record